This is a messenger RNA of Centruroides sculpturatus (bark scorpion), 2168 nucleotides long. RefSeq names its product protein TRC8 homolog. Gene Ontology annotation, cellular component: endomembrane system; endoplasmic reticulum. The transcript is spliced from 2 exons. Bases 181 to 2103 code for a protein of 640 amino acids. NCBI's taxonomy places the organism in Eukaryota, Metazoa, Arthropoda, Arachnida, Scorpiones, Buthidae. Gene Ontology annotation, molecular function: ubiquitin protein ligase activity. The record is from RefSeq and is a predicted model, not a curated record. Gene Ontology annotation, biological process: ERAD pathway.
AUCUAAGUUAGCAGAGGGCACUGUAAUCACACUGUACAUUCCAUAGAAUGGAAAUUGUGGUGUUAUGGAUUUUUUGAUGCCUAAAAGCUGGACUUUGCAUCUGAGAUGAUAUUUAUUUUUUCGGGAAUCGAAUUUGGUUUUUGACUGGCGUGGAUUCCGGACGAACUACGCUAGCCAAACAUGUCUCUGAGAGCCAAAGUGUGGAGUUUGUUGGACGUGAUCCUACGAGUUCCGCCCGUCUUCUUGAUGGAUGCGGUGCUCAAUGCGGGUUUUGGUAUCGCUAAAAACAGCUGGAAUGCGGACAAGUCGGUAGAAUCUUCAGAACAACAGGAUAUAAACUCAGAAGACGAGGUUUUGCCACCUGUUAUCGAAAUCGAUAAUGCCUCUCUAUCAUGGCUUCUCCUCUAUAGUCAAGGAUUUAUCGCAGCAUUAGUUGUAUUUGUCUUAAACACCAAACAACUUUUAUCAAUUUAUCUACUAUUUGCGUCAUUUGGAGUUAUUAUCUGGUCUUAUGUGUGUAAUGAAGAAUAUAUUAAAUAUGUAUCAAGUCUGACGGAACGUCAUACAAAUAUUGUUUAUGAAAUGAUUGCCAUUAAUAAGAGAGCUCUCUUAAAAUUCAGUGGAAACUAUCUUCUGCAAAUGUUUCUGGCCAUGAUAUUUUGUUUUUCUAAUAACACUCCACCAUGCAUGUCUCCGUUAAGAGCUAUUGGAUUAUCUUUUAUUGGGCCUACAGUAAUAAGUCUACUUCCUCUACCAUCUGCCAUACUUACAUGCACCCCUUUAGCUUCAGCUGCUAUAUCAUUCUUCUUCAUUGUAGCAAAUUCAUUGACACACUGUCAGAUGAUAUAUGAAACUAUUCAUAACAGUUAUCAAUGGUCUAGAGGCAUAAUACAACAUUAUGGCAUGUAUACUUUUUUAGAAAACCAAUGGAUUCGUCUUCAUGUCCCUCAAGUACUUAGAGUAUUCUGGUUAACCAGGUUAGCUGAACAGUGUGUCUUCUUACUUGCUGAUGCUGCUCAUACAGAAUAUCAAACAAAUGGUUUAAUUUCUGUUACUCUAGAUAUGAUAUGGUUUGUUGUGAAGGAACUUUUAGUUAGGGGUUGUGAAACCAUAAUAGCAGUAAUGGGUAUGACCAGUAUCAUAUCUUCUAUUUCUCAUUAUAUUGGUUAUGUUAUGCAAACAUUUCUUCUACUGGAAGAUCCUGAAGACAGGAGCAUAGGAACUGUUUCUGCUAUUUUAUUCUUUAUUUUAGCUUUGCAAACAGGCCUGACAGGUAUGGAACCUGAAAAAAGGUUUCUAAGACUAUAUAGAAAUUUGUGUCUCCUCUUUACAGCAGUUUUACAUUUUAUCCACAACAUGGUCAAUCCAUUAUUACUUUCUCUAAGUGCUUCAAGGAACACUUCACUUAACAAGCAUGGCCGAGCACUAAUUGUCUGCACAUUUCUUAUAGUUUUUCCAUGCUGGUUUUUGACUUUGCUGUGGACUAAACAUACUAUUAGCACAUGGCUUUUAGCUGUUUCUGCAUUUAGUGUGGAAGUAGUUAUCAAGGUUAUCAUAUCAUUAUUAGUAUAUAUAUUAUUUAUGAUCGACGCUUACAGAAAUACUUUCUGGGAAAAAUUAGAUGACUAUGUUUAUUAUAUCAGAGCCACUGGAAAUACUGUUGAAUUUAUUUUUGGUAUUUUUCUGUUUUUCAAUGGUGCUUGGAUUUUACUCUUUGAAUCAGGAGGGACAAUAAGAGCUUGCAUGAUGUGCAUUCAUGCCUAUUUCAACAUUUGGCUUCAAGCCAAAGCUGGAUGGAAAGUUUUUAUGAAAAGAAGGUCUGCAGUCCAUAAAAUAAACUCUCUGCCAGAAGCUACUGAAGAACAAUUGACAAAUUUUGAUGAUGUCUGCGCCAUAUGUUACCAGGAACUGCAUAAUGCACGUAUUACUAGGUGUAAUCAUUACUUUCAUGGAGUUUGCCUGAGGAAAUGGUUAUAUGUUCAGGAUAUAUGUCCUCUAUGUCAUAAAACUUUAUAUAAUGUAGAAACGGGCGAUCUCAAUACUGAUAGCCAAGAUGAAACUCCAGAGAAUGCACCAGUAAUGGAGCACGAGCAUCAGGAUUGAACAGUGAAAAAGAAUAUUAUAUUUUGAAAUUCUCUAAAAUAAAUUAUAAUUAUUUGUUGUUACGA